Messenger RNA from Xyrichtys novacula (pearly razorfish), 558 nucleotides. Lineage: Eukaryota; Metazoa; Chordata; Actinopteri; Labriformes; Labridae. The record is from the annotation of a GenBank genome assembly.
AUGUUGGAAAGUCCCGUCACUCCUCCAACGUUUGUCUGCCGAGCUCGGACAAUAAGACCAGCUAGUCACAACUCAUCAGGGUGCAGGAAGCCAGGGGGGGUCGAUGACAGAGGGAGAGUUCAGCAGGAGUCUGCAGCUCCUCCAACAGUCAACCUCCUCACCUCCAGGAAACACCGGCGAGCUUGCACACGUGUGGUCUCCCUGUUUUGUGGGGAGUACCCAGCGUCAGGGCGCCAGGAGGAAGCAGGUGCCCACGACUUCAUUGUUUCCACAAAAGUAGCGAAAAACAAAACAAAAACCAGAGAGUGGAAAAAUGAAGAAGACGUGAUUCAUGGGGAGACGGAGCGCGGUAAUGAGGGGAAGGAAGUCCAGGGAGGAGAGAGGCUGAAGGAGGGAAGUGUGGCUGAGUUAACUUCACUGCAUGAGUUUAAAGAGUCUGUUUGGUCUGAUCUGCACUACAUUUACAGCUCAGUAUUAGUAGUUUCUUUUUUCUUUUACAUGAUAUUAAAUGACACACCAAACACCGAAGCUCAAAUUGAUACAAAAAGGUUUAAUUAA